AUGUGAUUGGUCCAGGGGGCGUGUCCUGCCUGCAGAUCUGUACAGAUGUUGAGUUGGCAGUUUGGCUGCAUAUAGUUGUGUGCGGGAGGCGGGGUUUCCAGACUGCGACUUAGGUGCACAAAAAAGAAUUAUUUUGAAAAUGAGUUGCCGUAAAGUGAACAUAGUAAUCAUUUUGCUGGCGGCAGUGGUGUUCCUACUGAUCUUACACCACAAUCUGCUGGGUCUGAGCGACAUACUCAUGCGGCAAAGUUCAGAUUCUGGUCCUGUGGGAUUUCAGCGUAUUGAUUUCUUACCAGAAGCUCCUGAAAGUGUAUCUGAAGAAAGGAGUGCCGUGGACAUUCCUGUGUUCAUCACCGCUGUAGAAAGUAGACUUGGAGGAGUCAUCGCUACAAUAAAUAGUGUUUUCAGUAAUACAAAGUCAACAGUCGCAUUCUACAUUGUUACAAUGAAUGAUACCAAGGAGCAUUUAAGGACAUGGCUUGGUGACCCUAAACUUAAAAAUGUCAAAUAUAACAUUUUAGAAUUCGAUCCCAAGGUGCUUGAUGGGAAAGUUCGAGCCGAGGCUAGUGAUAAACCUCUAACAUUUGCUAGAUAUUACCUCCCUGAUUUGCUCCCUGGAGUAGAGAAGAUAAUAUAUCUUGAUGAUGAUACCAUUGUACAAGGUGAUAUUCUAGAACUUUACAAGACCCCAAUUAAACUUGGACAUGCAGCUGCAUUUUCAGAGGAUUGUGAUUCUGUUACAUCAAAAUAUCUUGUUAGAGGCGCUGGUAAUCAGUUCAAUUACAUUGGAUAUUUUGAUUACAAAAAAGAGAGCAUCCGUAAACUGGCAAUGAAAGCCAAUACUUGCUCAUUUAAUCCAGGUGUCUUUGUAGCCAAUCUAACAGAGUGGAAGAGACAGAAUAUUACCAAGCAGCUUGAAAAAUGGAUGCUAUUAGAUAUGACUGAAGAAUUAUACAGCAAGACCCUGGCUGGUAGCAUCACUGCACCCCCACUCCUUAUUGUCUUCUACAAGAUGCACUCCAGCAUUGAUCCUAUGUGGCACGUCAGGCACUUGGGUUCAAAUACCGGGAAACGUUAUUCUCUUCAGUUUGUGAAUGCUGCCAGGCUUCUUCACUGGAAUGGACAUUUUAAACCAUGGGGAAGAGCAUCCUCCUACGCGGAGGUCUGGGAGAAUUGGUAUGUGCCGGACCCCACUGGCAAGUUUCAGCUCAUCAGGAGACACACAGAUGCUGAUGAAAGCAAGUGAGAGAAGACGGCCAUCCAGAAGUCACAUGAACUCUUGUUACUGGACUUAUUAUUGAGCAUUGAAAAGCAGUAUUUUCUCAGGAAACCAAAAACGAAAGCCAUUUUCACUUUUUUUUUCCCCCUUUUAAAUUGAGAUACACUACAAACUAUAUUCCAUGUUACGUAUAUCAGUAUUUGUUCUGAAUAUGCUAUGAAUCUAUUUAUCUGAACAAUUAGUAUUUCAGCAUCUGGUCAUAUUGUUGAUCAAACACUCCAGAAUAAUUCCGUCCAGUACAGGUUUCACGGCUUGCCUAAAGGACACGGGUGUUAUUGUAAUCUGUUACUGCUACGCCAGUGAGCUCAUUAGCGUGUUAUAAUAAUGUGUUCCAAGGCUGUGACAUUAUGAUGGUUCCAGGGAGGAAAUUCAUAUUUUAGCCACUAAAGAGAGAAACCGAACAUAAGGCCUCUUGCACACGAUACUCCUGUUUAAGCAUCUACUUUAUAUUUUUUUUAAUGUAUUUCGGUGUCUAUGGUGGCUGCGCAAUUUUUGUGCAAGCUUGCUCUCGCAUUGACCAUGUCAAUGGGCAAAUCUGUGCGAAUUUGCACGCAAACGUGCGCAAAUGCACGCAUGAGGCGUAAAUUACUGACCAAAAAAAUCAGAAUCUAUUUUUUUUUUUCUAUUAUUAUUUUUUUUUUUUUCUUCAGAAUACACAGCGCUUGUUUACACGACUGUGUGCAUAGGCACAUUACAAUUCAUGGGCUGUAUUUUAGCUCAGUAAAUAAGCUGUACUGAGCAUUUUCAAGCUGCAGUGUGCAAGAGGCCUAACACUGCCAGUAGCCCAAUCGGCAUUUCUAGGAUUUAUAACAUGGAAUAUGGUGAUAGGGCAGGACAUACUUUCUUGUAAUAUAGGAUUCUGAUUGGAGUACUUUAAGAUGGUCAAAGCUAUAUUUUGUAGAGUCACUGUAUGUUUGUGCAAAUGUAAUCUUAUGCAGUCAUUUCACUUCAUAAGUGUGAGCGAAGCUUUCUUCAAAUUGUUGGUCAGGUGCUCUGUACUGGGUGUCCUGGUUGGAUAAAAAUUCACUAUCUGUGAA
Molecule: messenger RNA, 2316 nt
Organism: Rana temporaria (common frog)
Lineage: Eukaryota; Metazoa; Chordata; Amphibia; Anura; Ranidae
Gene: GLT8D1
Product: glycosyltransferase 8 domain containing 1
Exons: 10
Coding region: 140-1246 (368 amino acids)
Cellular component (GO): Golgi apparatus
Molecular function (GO): glycosyltransferase activity
Source: RefSeq, a predicted model, not a curated record